GCGCCCGGAGCGCAGCAUCCUGGUGCAGGCCUUGGCUGCUGCUGUCACUGCCGUCGGGGAAGGUCCCAGCGCGGACAUGGCCUCGCGCGGCGCCCUCCCGGGCCCUCGCCCCUAGCGCCUCGCGUAGUAGCCCCGCAAAGAGGCGGCCUCAACAGUGCCGACGGCGCAGACGGCCGGGAGGGCGGCAUGGAGGCGGCGCACCUGCUCCCUGCCGCCGACGUGCUGCGCCACUUCUCGGUGACCGCCGAGGGCGGCCUGAGCCCAGCGCAGGUGACCAGCGCGCGGGAGCGCUACGGCCCCAACGAGCUCCCGACGGAGGAAGGCAAGUCCCUGUGGGAGCUGGUGCUGGAGCAGUUCAAGGACCUUCUGGUGCGCAUCCUGCUGCUGGCCGCCCUGGUCUCCUUUGUCCUGGCCUGGUUUGAGGAGGGCGAGGAGACUACAACGGCCUUCGUGGAGCCCCUGGUCAUCAUGCUGAUCCUUGUGGCCAAUGCAGUCGUGGGCGUGUGGCAGGAACGCAACGCCGAGAGUGCCAUCGAGGCCCUGAAGGAGUACGAGCCCGAGAUGGGCAAGGUGAUCCGCUCAGACCGAACCGGUGUGCAGAGGGUCCGCGCACGGGACAUCGUCCCUGGAGACAUCGUGGAAGUGGCGGUGGGAGACAAAGUGCCCGCCGACCUCCGCCUCAUUGAGAUCAAGUCCACCACACUGAGAGUGGACCAGUCCAUCCUGACAGGCGAAUCGGUGUCCGUGACCAAGCACACAGACGCCAUCCCAGACCCCAGAGCUGUGAACCAGGACAAGAAGAACAUGCUGUUUUCUGGCACCAACAUUGCGUCGGGCAAGGCAGUGGGUGUGGCGGUGGCCACAGGCCUGCACACGGAGCUGGGCAAGAUCCGGAGCCAGAUGGCGGCUGUGGAGCCAGAGCGGACGCCGCUGCAGCAGAAACUGGAUGAGUUUGGGCGGCAGCUGUCCCGCGCCAUCUCUGUGGUCUGCGUGGCCGUGUGGGUCAUCAACAUCGGUCACUUCGCCGACCCCGCACACGGCGGCUCCUGGCUCCGAGGUGCAGUGUACUACUUCAAGAUCGCCGUGGCGCUGGCUGUGGCCGCCAUCCCCGAGGGCCUCCCCGCGGUCAUCACUACAUGCCUGGCGCUGGGCACGCGGCGCAUGGCGCGCAAGAACGCCAUCGUGCGCAGCCUGCCCUCCGUGGAGACCCUGGGCUGCACCUCGGUCAUCUGCUCCGACAAGACAGGCACACUCACCACCAAUCAGAUGUCUGUCUGCCGGAUGUUCGUGGUAGCUGAGGCAGAAGCUGGUGCCUGCCGUUUGCAUGAGUUCACCAUCUCUGGCACCACCUACACCCCAGAGGGCCAAGUGCUGCAGGGAGAGCAGCCGGUGCGCUGUGGGCAGUUUGAUGGGCUGGUGGAGCUGGCGACCAUCUGUGCCCUGUGCAACGACUCCACGCUGGACUACAACGAGGCCAAGGGUGUGUAUGAGAAGGUGGGAGAGGCCACGGAGACUGCCCUGAUUUGCCUGGUGGAGAAGAUGAACGUGUUCGACACCAACCUGCAGACCCUGUCCCGGGUGGAGCGAGCUGGCGCCUGCAACGCAGUCAUCAACCAGCUGAUGCGGAAGGAGUUCACCCUGGAGUUCUCCCGAGACCGGAAGUCGAUGUCAGUGUACUGCACGCCGACCCGCCCGGGCCUGGCUGCCCAGGGCAGCAAGAUGUUUGUGAAGGGAGCUCCUGAGAGUGUGAUCGAACGCUGUAGCUCAGUCCGAGUGGGGAGCCGCACAGUGUCCCUGAACGCCACCUCCAGGGAGCAGAUCCUAGCCAAGAUCCGAGACUGGGGCUCAGGCUCGGACACGCUGCGCUGCCUGGCACUGGCCACCCGGGAUACGCCCCCAAGGAAGGAAGACAUGCAGCUGGAUGACUGCAGCAAGUUUGUACAGUACGAGACCAACCUGACUUUCGUGGGCUGCGUGGGCAUGCUGGACCCUCCGAGGCCUGAGGUGGCUGCCUGCAUUGCGCGCUGCCGCCAGGCAGGCAUCCGUGUAGUCAUGAUCACGGGGGACAACAAAGGCACGGCUGUGGCUAUCUGCCGUCGGCUGGGCAUCUUCAAGGACACGGAGGACGUGACGGGCAUGGCCUACACAGGCCGAGAAUUCGAUGACCUCAGCCCCGAGCAGCAGCGCCACGCCUGUCGCACGGCCCGCUGCUUUGCUCGUGUGGAACCCGCGCACAAGUCCCGCAUCGUGGAGAACCUGCAGUCCUUCAACGAGAUCACCGCCAUGACUGGAGAUGGGGUGAAUGAUGCCCCAGCCCUAAAGAAAGCCGAGAUUGGUAUCGCCAUGGGCUCCGGCACAGCUGUGGCCAAGUCGGCAGCGGAGAUGGUACUGUCAGAUGACAACUUCGCCUCCAUUGUGGCUGCGGUGGAAGAAGGCCGAGCCAUCUACAGUAACAUGAAGCAAUUCAUCCGCUACCUCAUCUCCUCGAAUGUCGGCGAGGUCGUCUGCAUCUUCCUCACGGCAAUUCUGGGCCUGCCCGAAGCCCUGAUCCCUGUGCAGCUGCUUUGGGUCAACCUGGUGACAGAUGGCCUGCCUGCCACAGCACUGGGCUUCAACCCACCGGACCUGGACAUCAUGGAGAAGCUGCCCCGCAACCCUCGUGAGGCCCUCAUUAGUGGUUGGCUCUUCUUUCGCUAUCUGGCUAUUGGAGUGUAUGUGGGCCUGGCCACGGUGGCUGCUGCCACCUGGUGGUUCCUGUAUGAUGCCGAGGGACCGCGCAUCACCUUCUACCAGCUGAGGAACUUCCUGAAGUGCUCUGAGGACAACCCGCUCUUUGCUGGCAUUGACUGCGAGGUUUUUGAGUCGCGCUUCCCCACGACCAUGGCCUUGUCUGUGCUGGUGACCAUUGAAAUGUGCAACGCCCUCAACAGUGUCUCAGAGAACCAGUCGCUGUUGCGGAUGCCGCCCUGGCUGAACCCUUGGCUGCUGGCAGCUGUGACCAUGUCCAUGGCCUUGCAUUUCCUCAUCCUGCUCGUGCCGCCCCUGCCCCUCAUUUUCCAGGUGACCCCACUGAGCGGGCGCCAGUGGGUGGUGGUGCUCCAGAUAUCCCUGCCAGUCAUCCUGCUUGACGAGGCCCUCAAGUUCCUGUCAAGGAACCACAUGGAUGAAAAGGACCGGAAGUGAGAGCCGGGAGUGGAGUGCGGUCACCAGCGUGUACCUCAGACUGAUGGUGCCCAAGCGUUCGCCCUGCCCCCCACCCUGCCACCGUGCUGGCCCGCUUGCUCGCUGAGCCCUACUGCGGUCGGAAUGGCCACCCCCAGUCCUGUCCCCAGGGUCGUUUUCCCCUCUUCCAUCUGCCUGGGGGGGUCUGUACUUCAUGUCUCUGGCACUCUCCUGGGAAGUUUGCCUGGGAGGGGCCUGCCAAGGAGCCAGAGCUGGGAGCCCAUCCAGAGACGCAAAGCCUUGCACCCCCAAAUCCACCAGCACGUUCUGAAGCCUGCUCCCCUUUGCUUUGAGACUGGGCAUUUCCUUGGUGACAGGCAUCUCUGUACUUGAAAGAGGACUCCUGGAGGUCACUUACUCCAGCUGUGACCCCUCGCUUAGUGCCGUGUCUGGGACCUGGUCAGCUGGGGUGGACAGGGGAACAUCUGGGCCCAGCUGUGCACAGCCAGUGCAGGCAGCUCCCCCACCCCCCCGUUCUGCUCUGCUUCCACAGAGUCGGCUCAUGAGGGCUUAAGCCUGUUUCUGUUUAUAUGUGCGGGAAUUGAAGGGUCAGAGAGAGACAGGAGUAAGGGAAGGAGGCUAGGCAAGGAGCCCCUGUCCUGGGAGCCAGCUGGCCUGCCUGCCUCUGCUUGGCUCGCUCCUGGCCUCGGGCUCUCUGUCCUAAGCACACGGUGCCUGCCCUCUCAGUGCCGUCUGGUCUGCCAAGCAGGGGCUGGCUUUGCCCUCAGUGCACCUGGCAGCUGAACCCCAGACGCCCUCGGGUCCCUGACAGCUGUGCCCUUCCACCCCAACCCGUGCUCGACCGGCUCAUGGUCGGCACCGCUGGGUGUCUCCGAGUCUCUGGGCUCUCGGCCUCACUCUUCGCCCCAAUCGCACACACCCGUGAGCGGAAAGAGUGUCGCCCAGAAUGGCCAGUUACUCGAGUGUGCUUCCUCCCCCUCCCUUCUGGCUGGAGGAGCAGCUCCGUGCAGAUCAUGUCAGGUGAUAGGAGAAGCAUUUGUUGGGCAGAAAUGUUCUCUGAACUCAGCUUUUGCCCCUUUGGCAAAAAUCAGUUAUAGAAGGAAGCAGUGAGUAAAUGGCUGUGUGUCCUCUCCCUCCUUCAGAGUACAAAGUGAUCAUUUUAUACAUAAAUCAAGGCUCACGUUUCUGUCCUGGUCCCCAGAAUCAAAGCCCCCUUGGCCUGCCUUGCAGACAAGUGGGCUCCAGGUUCUGUGGCCCUUUUCCCCACCCCUCCCUCACAGGCUUUGGAGGGGUGGGGGGAAGCAGAGUUGGGGGGUCCCCCUGGUGUCAGCAUUCUCUGCCUCUUUCCUGCUGGGAGGAAGGGAGACCUUAGCAGGAGGGGGUGGGGGCGGGACCCUGAACCCACAUGCUGACAUGCAAUCUGGUAGAGAAAUAAAGGUUGAGUGCCUGGGGCACUGGAGGACCA
Molecule: messenger RNA, 4648 nt
Organism: Phyllostomus hastatus (greater spear-nosed bat)
Lineage: Eukaryota; Metazoa; Chordata; Mammalia; Chiroptera; Phyllostomidae
Gene: ATP2A3
Product: ATPase sarcoplasmic/endoplasmic reticulum Ca2+ transporting 3
Exons: 21
Coding region: 187-3183 (998 amino acids)
Biological process (GO): calcium ion transmembrane transport; intracellular calcium ion homeostasis
Cellular component (GO): membrane
Molecular function (GO): ATP binding; ATP hydrolysis activity; P-type calcium transporter activity
Source: RefSeq, a predicted model, not a curated record